GUGACGGGCCACGAGUGAAGUGCUAACUGAUCUAAGAGCUGAAGUGCACCGAGAGACUAGCCUUGUGCGAUGCACUACAAUUAGGCGUACAUAGCCACAGGUUUUUCCAGCUUAGAUCCUGCCCGCGUCAACAAGCCCUCAGAGGGAUCUUUAGCCAAUCAACACAAGGUCUCCGACCGGACGUAAGCCAAUCAGUACGCUGUGAACCGGCAACCUAUUAUCCAAUCAUCGCUAGCUCGGAGCAGGGGACAGACCAAUCAGCGCACUGUGAGGCAGACGUGGCUGCUAAGCUGUUAUGUAGUUUGUGGUUCUGUUUGGUCUCCCGGAGGUGCCCCCGGCUGCCAUCACCACUGUCUCUUGUGCUGACCCAGUAUGGAAUCCUUCUGCAGCCAUGACGGCAGCGAGCGCUUUUGGGAUUCUAAUCUCACCUGGUAUACAGAAAAUCCAGAUUUCACCAAGUGCUUCCAAAAUACAGUCCUGAUAUGGAUUCCAUGCAUCUACCUCUGGUUAUGCUUACCAUUCUACUUUGUAUACCUCCGGCAAAAUGACCAAGGCUACAUCCAAAUGUCACACCUCAACAAGGCCAAAACAGCUAUAGGUUUCAUCUUAUGGCUAGCCUGCUGGGCAGAUCUCUUUUACUCAUUCUGGGAAAGGAGCCAGAGUAUUUAUCGUGCUCCAGUGUAUGUUGUGAGUCCAACUGUGCUUGGUAUAACAAUGCUGCUAGCUACUUUUUUAAUUCAGUAUGAGAGAAUUAAAGGAAAGCAGUCUUCAGGCGUAAUGUUGAAUUUCUGGAUCAUUACGUUGUUGUGUGCCAUAAUAAUCUUCAGGUCCAAAGUUCUACAUGCCUUAAAACCGGAUGCUCGGAUAGAUGUGUUUCGGGAUACCACGUUCUUUAUAUACUUUUUGCUGGUGUUGGUGGAGCUUAUACUUUCUGCCUUCCCAGACCAACCGCCUCUGUUUUCUGAAAGAGUCAACGUCCCUAAUCCUUGUCCAGAGUCAAGUGCAUCCUUCCUUUCCCAGAUCUCUUUCUGGUGGAUAAGUGGGAUGAUGGUUCAGGGAUAUAAAAGACCAUUGGAAGCUAAAGAUUUAUGGUCCUUAAAUAAAGAAGACACAUCAAUGGAAGUUGUACCUGUCCUAUCCAAGAACUGGGAAAAGGAAUACAACAAAGCCAAAAAGGUCCCUUUGAAAAUGGUGUACUCUCCCAAAAAGCAAGCCAGUGUAAACUCAAAGGAAGACGUCAGAGAGGAAGCAGAGGCUCUCAUUGUGAAACCAGCCCCUAAGGAAGUGGAGCCAUCCUUGCUUAAAUCACUUUACAAAACCUUUGGCCCUUACUUUUUCAUUAGCUGUUUCUUUAAAAUCUUUCAUGAUGUUUUGAUGUUUUCUGGACCACAGAUCUUACAGUUGCUCAUAAGGUUUGUUGGUGAUAAGGAUGCCCCAGAUUGGCACGGGUACCUAUACACAUUUCUGUUGUUCUUCUGCGCCUGUCUUCAGACCCUCAUCCUUCACAAAUACUUUCAUAUCUGCUUCGUCACCGGCAUGAGACUGAAAACUGCUGUUGUCGGACUUGUCUACCGUAAGGCUCUGGUCAUCAACAACUCUGCCCGUCGUACUUCCACAAUUGGCGAAAUUGUAAACCUAAUGUCUGUGGACGCGCAGAGGUUUAUGGAUUUGGCAACUUACAUAAACAUGAUUUGGUCUGCUCCUCUUCAGGUUAUAUUGGCAUUUUACUUGUUGUGGCAGAACCUGGGCCCAUCUGUGCUAGCAGGUAUAGCAGUCAUGGUCCUGUUGGUUCCUGUGAACGCAGUGAUUGCAAUGAAAACCAAAAAGUAUCAGGUUGUCCAGAUGAAGUGCAAAGACAACAGAAUAAAACUCAUGAACGAAAUUCUAAAUGGCAUCAAAGUGCUUAAGCUUUAUGCCUGGGAAUUAGCCUUUAAGGAAAAAGUCCUUGGGAUCCGAAAGGACGAAUUGAAUGUUCUGAAGAAAUCUGCAUACCUGUCUGCCGUGGGAACCUUCACCUGGGUCUGUGCACCUUUCCUGGUAGCUUUGUCUACGUUUGCAGUUUAUGUUCUGAGCGAUGAACAAAAUGUCCUGGAUGCAGAGAAGGCCUUUGUUUCUUUGGCCUUAUUUAAUAUUCUCAGGUUCCCCUUGAACAUGUUGCCCAUGGUUAUCAGCAGCAUGGUGCAGGCGAGCGUCUCACUGAAGCGCCUAAGGGUAUUCCUGUCACACGAAGAACUGGAACCAGAGAGCAUCAUCCGAGAGCCACAAAAGAGCUCUGAUGGCUGUAUUAACAUGAAGGAUGCUACGUUUUCCUGGUCUAGGAAUGAUCCUCCCUCACUUGAAGACAUUGAUCUUUCUAUCCCAGAGGGCUCCUUGGUUGCUGUUGUUGGGCAAGUGGGGUGUGGAAAAUCUUCCUUGCUGUCUGCGCUGUUGGGGGAGAUGGAAAAGCAAGAUGGCUAUGUGGCUAUGAAGGGAUCUUUGGCUUAUGUUCCUCAACAAGCCUGGAUACAGAAUGCAUCUCUUAAAGACAACAUCCUGUUCGGAAGAGAAUGCAAUGAAUCUAUGUACAAAAAAGUGGUAGAAGCUUGUGCCCUGAUACCUGACUUGGAGAUCCUACCUACUGGGGACAGGACAGAAAUUGGAGAAAAGGGGGUGAAUUUAUCUGGAGGGCAAAAACAGAGAGUAAGCCUUGCCCGUGCAGUUUAUUGUAACACGGAUAUCUAUUUACUUGAUGACCCUUUAUCUGCAGUGGAUGCUCACGUGGGGAAGCACAUAUUUGAUAAAGUCAUUGGGCCUAAAGGAAUGCUUAAAAAUAAAACUCGUAUUCUUGUUACUCAUGGUGUAAGUUACCUGCCUCAAAUGGACUCCAUCAUAGUAAUGGUUGACGGGAAAAUCACAGAAGUUGGAUCUUACCAGGACCUCUUGAAGCAAGAUGGAGCAUUUGCUGAAUUCCUUCGUACCUACGCCAAUGCUGAACAAAAUAAACAACAAUACACAAACACAACAGAGGUGGAAGAGGAGGAAGAAGCACCAAGCCCAGUCCAUUCUGAUGAGAAACAUUUGGAGAAUGGAAUUUUGAGAAGUGAAAAGAAUUUACAAAGACAAUUAAGUGCAUCCUCUGAAACCAAGUCUUUGAAUCAGAACAAGACAGACGAAAAAGAAGAUUGGAAACUGACUGAAGCAGACAAAGCCAAAACAGGAAGGGUGAAGCUGGCAGUGUUCUGGGAGUAUAUGAAAGCCAUCGGACUGCUCCUUUGCUUUCUCAGCAUAUUCCUUUUUAUGUGCAACCAUGUUUCAUCUUUGGCCUCUAACUAUUGGCUUAGUCUUUGGACAGAUGACAAAGUUGUUAAUGGAACACAGCAAAAUACUACAAUGAGGCUGAGUGUUUAUGGAGCUUUGGGAUUAUCACAAGGCAUUGCAGUGUUUGGCUAUUCUACAGCUGUCUCUCUAGGAGGGGUGCUUGCAUCCCGGUUUCUUCACACAAAUUUGCUGCACAAUGUCCUGCGGUUUCCAAUGAGCUUCUUUGAACGGACCCCGAGCGGGAAUCUUGUUAACCGUUUUUCAAAGGAAAUCGACACUAUUGACAAUACCAUCCCCCAGAUCAUUAAGAUGUUCAUGGGGUCCCUGUUUAAUGUCAUUGGUGCAUGUGUUAUCAUUCUACUUGCAACGCCCAUAGUUGCUGUUAUCAUUCCACCGCUUGGCCUGAUUUACUUCUUUGUACAGAGGUUUUAUGUCGCCACCUCACGGCAGUUGAAAAGACUGGAGUCCGUCAGCCGAUCUCCUGUAUAUUCACAUUUCAAUGAGACUCUUUUAGGAUCAAGUGUCAUCCGAGCAUUUGGGGAACAGAAGCGCUUUAUACAGAUCAGUGACUUUAAAGUUGAUGAAAAUCAAAGGGCUUACUACCCAAGCAUUGUCUCUAACAGGUGGUUGGCAAUCAGGCUGGAGUUUGUUGGCAACUGCAUCGUCCUCUUUGCCUCUCUCUUUGCUGUGAUUUCUAGAUCAACCCUUAGCCCUGGACUUGUUGGACUUUCUGUCUCUUAUGCUUUACAGGUCACUACUUAUCUGAACUGGCUGGUACGAAUGUCUUCUGAAGUGGAAACAAAUAUAGUUGCGGUGGAGAGAGUGAAAGAAUAUGCUGACCUUAAGCAGGAGGCUGCAUGGACUAUUGAAGAGACUGCACCAGAGCCCACCUGGCCACAGGAAGGGAAAAUUGAGUUUCGUGGCUAUGGCUUGCGCUACCGUGAUGAUUUGGACCUGGCUCUUAGAAAUAUAAAUGUUACUAUACAGGGAGGAGAAAAGGUUGGAAUAGUUGGCAGAACAGGAGCUGGAAAAUCCUCUCUGACACUGGGUCUGUUUCGCAUUAAUGAGGCUGCUGCUGGGGAGAUAGUCGUAGAUGGAUGCAACCUAGCCAAAAUUGGCCUUCAUGACCUCCGUUUCCGAAUCACUAUUAUCCCACAGGAUCCGGUCUUGUUUUCUGGGUCCCUGAGGAUGAACCUGGAUCCAUUUGACAAGUACACAGAUGAUGACAUCUGGACAUCUCUGGAGCUUGCGCACCUGAAGAAAUUUGUCUCUAAUCUCCCUCUCCAACUCAAUCAUGACUGUGCAGAAGGAGGGGAAAAUCUCAGCGUUGGCCAACGGCAGCUGGUGUGCUUGUCGCGAGCUCUUCUCCGAAAGACCAAAAUCUUGGUGCUGGAUGAAGCCACUGCGGCAGUGGACUUGGAAACGGAUGGCCUAAUCCAGUCUACUAUAAGAAAAGAGUUUAAAGAUUCCACAGUUAUAACCAUUGCACAUCGACUCAACACCAUCAUGGAUUAUACAAAGGUUAUCGUAUUGGACAAGGGUCAAAUGGUGGAGUUUGAUUCCCCAAGUAACCUUCUUCAACAACAAGGCAUUUUCUAUAAUAUGGCCAAAGAUGCUGGCUUAGUGUAAUUUCUAAGGUAUUGUUCUCUCAUUUCUGGGAUGAAAUGCACUUUCUGACAAAAAGAGGACUCGCUGACCAAGUGUUGCUGAACUUUUGUCCUGAAACAAGACUUUCCACCGGAUUUGUACAGAGAUGAUUGUAAGCACCCACGUGCAUUUACUUUACUGUGUUUUGAUCUUUUUGCCGAGCGACAACUUGAUGUUCCAGAUGUCCUAAAUUCCUUGAGCCACCAUAGAACCCUCUGCAAAUCACACAGUCAUGCCAAGUCCCAAUUUCUGUUUCUGUAUAGAUUCUGUUAAGUUGGUAUCACCUGCCCACUGAAUGUAAAACUGAGCAUCGGUUUCUGGUUUGGGUUGGUGAGCCAUCAGAUGCUACAAUUUGUUCCUUUUUCAUUUCUCCUGCUGUUUCUUGAUGUAGAUAUGGAAAGGUUGGAAUGACAAACGUAAGUGUACAGUUUUGUGCUAAAGCCACAUUGCUAAGCUAUAGCUGUUAUGGUGUUUGAAGAUCACUUGAGUAGUAGUUGAGCGGCGCAUGUCUGGACAGUUUCCAUGCCCUUACAUAUACACGGGCAUGUUCUAUUAUUGUUGACUUAAAUUAUGAUUAAUGUUUCUUACUCUAAUGGGCAAUGCAAUUAUGAAUCUUUCCUUUCCCUUUCCCAAGCAAUACAAAAUGUUAUGCUUGGUGCCACAAUAAGCUUUUUUUUCUUUUGGCUUUAUAAAAGACCCCUGAGGAUGAAGGUGGUCAUUAUAGAAAUCUGAUAGUAACGUUUGUGUUCAGAGCCUGGUCACACACUGAAGAGGCCUGGAUACCAAGUCAUGAGGAUCCUAACCUGUUUUCAUAUUUGGUCGCAGUUGGCAAAAGCCAUUAAGAUAAGAGAACCAAGCCAAAGGCAGGAAGAUCAUUCUGCAGGUCUUCUUCACUGCUCUUAAAUGUAUCACAUAGAUUGAGUCAGAACACUAUUAUUAUUAUUAUUAUUCUCACGGAUGUUUUGUAGUAUAAUGGCAGACCUGGUCAAGGAAUAGGUAUUAUAUGUGGCCCUUAAAGAGUAGUUCAUUUAUUUUUGCUGUGGAAUAACAUAUGCAAAGUUCUUCUCGUAAAGCCUCAGGAAAAUAAAAACACCAUUCUUGGUAUGGAGUUCAAAAACGCUAUAUUUUUCCACACAAAUGCUAUUUUACUAGAUAGCUGUUAUUCGUGUAUAGUAAAGGGCCACUACUACUCUAGUUGCGUUCCAUUUAUUUAACUAAUUUAAGAGAAAAAUAUAUAAUUAUUUUUUCAUUGGAGGGCUUCCCUAACAUCUUUAAAAUGUCCAAUCUAUGAUUUUUUUUACCAUAGGAUGACAAUAGUCAUUUAUUACUGUCAUAUGUUAAAGGGGUAGAGGAUGCACCAACUCUCUGAACUUGGUAAACUUUCCAUACAUUAGUUGCUGGCAUUUCUUAGCGCUACUGAGAAAUGCCAGCAACUACUGGAAAACAGUUGCUCAGUUACAAUCAUUUUAGUGAGCGUGCUCAGUAGCGGCUACAGCGGGGAAAUACCAGCCACUAAUAUAUGUUAUUAGUUUGAUGCAACUUGGCUUACAGAGCUGCUACGACAACAAUAAAAUGGGCAUAAAAAGUACAUUUUUUUAAAUUGUAAAAGUUUUGAUUUGUGCUACUGUAUGGAAACCAUAUUUUUAAUAAUGGUGCACUACCCCAUUAAUAUCCCAUGCCUGCCGAUUAUUGCUCCCUACUCAACAGCACCACUGUACUCUGUAUUUAAAACUGAGCUGGUUUUACACUUUGGGCAGAGGCCAGCGCUUCCAUGGGCUGCUAUGUAUUUCCCCAGUUAAAGGACAUAGAAUUUACAUUUUUGCCAGAAUCCCCCAACUUAGAAUCGCUUCCCUGGAAACCGAUUUAUUUCUUUUAAGGUCUGAUUUCUUCCAUGUACAAUAUGUUAAUUCUAGUGCUAAUGUGCCAUGCUAGGUUAUAUAUUUAUGCUAGUAUAUUUAUGCGGAAUGAAUAUGUUUAGAGUCUGAAUUUGCUAUCCUCUCGGCAAUAGUGUGGGUUUUCCCCCACUGCAUAGUUAACAGCAUAGGUCAAUUUCUCCUCCGAGCCUUGGCUACCAAGUAGCAUUACACUUUUUGUACUGCAAAAUAUAUAUAGAAAUAUAUUUUCCAAAAUCCUUCAUAACACCAGCAUACUUUUACUGUAGAGCACGGAUCAAAGCGUUAUACAAUAUUUUUUAUGGUAACCUGCAAAAAGGGAAAAUAUUGCAACUUGCCGUUGCAGCUUUAAUCUACUCUAUGCAACAAAAGUUAUCUAGAGAUAUGCAGCAAGCUUGUGUUUCUGUGUGUGGAGCUUAACAUCUGUAUGCGGUUUCCUCAGACACUAAGGCACAUUUAGAAACAUCGUUUAGCCACUGAGACGUAAACCGUGUGCAGUUCUAAACCAGUUCUUACUCAAAACUGAGAAAAGAAAAUCCAAAUCUGGCCCGACAAACUAUGGGGAAGUUCGCCUUUCAUUAACUUUAGUAUGUUAUAAAACAACUUUUCAAUUGGUCUCCAGAAUCUAUUUCUGUUUCUGCAUCUGUAAGGGUUUAGGGCAGAUUCAGGGAGAUUAGUCGACCAGCGACAAAUAUCCUCUUCUUCGGGGCGACUAAUCUCCCCGAACUGUCUCCUCUGGUACUCAGCGCAAUUUGUUUUCCGAAGUCAUCCGAAUUUACCUCGUGAGGCAGCUACGGGCGACUUUGUAAAACGAAUCGCGCCGAGUGCCAUCCCGCCGGAGAUUUACAUUUUAGCUGGCAGGGGAGGCAGUUUGGGGAGAUUAGUCACCCCGAAGAAGAGGAUAUUUGUCGCCGGGCAACUAAUCUCCCUGAAACUGCCUGUGUGUCCUGACCCUAAAACCUCACUUGUUGACAGACCAAACCCAGGCUUCAAAAUAAAAAAAAGAAACUAAAUAAUUUAAAAAUUAAAAU
Xenopus laevis (African clawed frog) is the source of this 7867-nucleotide messenger RNA. It is a transcript of the gene abcc1.L, whose product is annotated as ATP binding cassette subfamily C member 1 L homeolog. Bases 373 to 4926 code for a protein of 1517 amino acids. Gene Ontology annotation, cellular component: membrane; plasma membrane; basolateral plasma membrane. The transcript has 32 exons. NCBI's taxonomy places the organism in Eukaryota, Metazoa, Chordata, Amphibia, Anura, Pipidae. Gene Ontology annotation, biological process: xenobiotic transport; carboxylic acid transmembrane transport; transmembrane transport. Gene Ontology annotation, molecular function: ABC-type transporter activity; ATPase-coupled transmembrane transporter activity; nucleotide binding. The record is from RefSeq and is a predicted model, not a curated record.